UGGCCAGCCAAUUCUCUUGACAAUUGGACCGUUGCUCGUUGCAGCUUGGAUCUUGAACCGUGGGCCUUGGACCUUGGACCUCUCUUCGGCGUUCCCUCACUCCACACUCCACUCUCCACGCCCAUCUGCUACUUUGAUUCCUUUCCACCACCGACGUCUCCUGUUCUCUUUCAUUUCCUCUCUUGUCCUUUCCCACACAUCCAUGAGGCACUGACCUCGUCCCUUAUCCUUUCUCCUCCUCUCCUCCUCCAUCUCUGGACAAAUAGAUACAUCACCUUUUCCUCGAGUAUCUCUUUGCUCUUCUCGACUUCUCCCACCUGACCCCCAACCAACCUGCAUCUCUAACAGAGCCCGAGCCUCAUCCCUGUUCCCUCGACACCAGGCCUACCUUUCUCUGCAACGUUAAACCGACAUUCGUUUUGCAGAACGUUCUGGAUAACGUUCCUGCCUUGGGUCCUUGAUUGCAGUCGUCAAUCUUUCGUCUGAUAGAAAGGUGAGCCAGCUUCCCUGGAUCUCCCCCGAGAUUCGCUUGCAAAGCACACAAGCACCCCUGCCCACCUUGAGUCUGGAGGCCAAAGUCGAGUCCAACGUCACCACCAUGGUCCGCUACCAUCCCAACGAUACCUCGAACAAGUCGUAACGACACAGCACAUGGUCAUGUGAUGACGCUGCUGAACCAUGAAAGAGGUGGAAACUGGCUUGCCAUUGUGUCGUCGGCCCACCGUACCUCCCUGGUUCAGGGUCAAGGCUGCACUUUUGCCCUGUGCAAUCGAAGAAGAGCGAGUCGUUUUAGGGGACACUGUCGACCAUUAUUCCACACGAACAAACACACCUUGGACAUACAAACAGCUGGCCAUUGGUCACUGCCAGAUGAUUGUCACCCCCUUGGUCGACGCCCUGACUCACAUUAUCAAUGCUUGAAUGCUGUUGCCGUUUGCCUAUUGUCAAAAUCUCGACAAUUCGUCAUGGUCUUGGAGCAUCUUGUGUACUAAUACAAGUCAUACAGAUUCACGACAUUCUUCCUGAUCCAAGUCAUAUCCCGGACGGUCAAAGGCUCCAGGGUCGACAUUCCAUACUCGAGUUCCAAGCUCAGCAAAGCGGAGGCGUUCAUUCGACCUACGCAUUACCUACGCACGAGCAUUUCAGAGUUCAUAUGCUCAUUCCGAUCCUUGACUUAGUCCAGCAUUCGUGCUGAUCCCUAGUAACGAGGGUCGCGAAAUCCGUCUUCUCAUCAUCCUCCCUUCCUAGCCUUCCGGCCUAGAAAAUUACUCACUCUAUCCUUGGUUCACCUGGCCACCUCCAGUCUCGCACAACGAUACACUGUGCAACCAUUCACUCUUUUUUCUGAAAUUAAAACGACUGUCACUCACUUAUUUUCGUCGUGAAUUGUACCUCUCCCGAGGCUUGACUUUUCUUCACCUUUAGCACCACACCUUUGAUCUACUCCCGAGUCUCCAUCAAGUCCUCUCAAUAUGGCUUUCAACAGAAUGUCGUCAUUUGGUUCCAACGAUAGUGGUUACGAGAGCGGCAGUGUCGUCGAGAUCUUCGACGAGCCCACGCAAGCAGCCAUGAACAAAGCAUCUCAGGCGAAAGAGCGUGCCAGGCACCAACAGCACCUCCUCGCCUCAGAGCUUUCUCAGCGGGACUCUGACGAUUAUCAGCAAGACAUGUUGGAGCACAUGCUGAAGAUGGAUCUUGAGACCAUGCCUGACGUCGAUUCUAUUGACAUCCAAACCGAAAUUCAGUGGUUCAUGAGACCCUACCUCCUAGAUUUCUUGGUCGAGGCCCACUCAGCAUUUCAACUCUUGCCCGAAACCUUGUUCUUGACUGUCAACCUUUUGGAUCGAUACUGCUCAAAGCGGGUCGUCUACAAGCGUCACUACCAGUUAGUGGGAUGUGCUGCACUACUCAUUGCUGCCAAGUAUGGGGACAAGAAAGAGAAGGUUCCAACCAUCAAAGAAUUGAAGUCAAUGUGCUGUUCCCUGUAUGACGACGACAUGUUCUUGCAGAUGGAGUGGCACGUCCUCUCGACCUUGGGUUGGGCCAUUGGUCACCCUACUGUCGACUCCUUCAUGCGCCUUGCCGUCAAAGACAACGUUUACGAUCCCGAGCUCGAGAAUCUGACUCUUUACAUCCUGGAGAUCGCCAUGUACGACCGUGAAUUUGUCUCGAAGCGUUCCUCGGUCCUGUCUCUAUCCGCUCUCGUUCUUGCCCGACACAUCCUUUGCCGCAACCAACCUCGAGCUGACGAAUUUGGUUCUCAGUUCUGCAGCGAGACUGUAAUGGCCCUCCUCCAGAAGGUCCACGACCCUUCUAGCAUUCUCUCCCGAAAGUAUGCAGGAGCUAGGUACUCGAGCGUCACUCGGACCUUGAGCACCUUCGUUGCCCAGAAAGCCGCCAUGUCUGCCGCUGCUCGAGCCCCGAUGACACCAACCUAUGAGCUCACCCCUCCUUCAGUCGCUGCCAAACCUGCGGUGAACGAAUACUUCCCCACGUUCGCGACGCCUCAGAAAUCACAACUGCCAUCGCUUACCCAACACGGGCUCUACACUCCACCAAUCACUCCCGAGGGUGAAAUGUUCGGAACCACCCAGAAAACCUUCAACGCACCUAACCAAUACGCUCCUCCUACACCUACACCCAACACCAUUCAACAGUCAUAUGUCCCUCAGUUUUCGUCAUCGACACAUCGAUGGAGUGGUGAAACCUAUUGAAGCAGGUAAAGGAACCUGGUCACGGACCGCAAUAUAGAAUGUUGAUCAUCCUAUCUCGGGUGUCGUCCUGGGUUGCCAGCACAGAUUUUCCCAUCUUACACAUUGUCCCACGUGGACCAUUUUUGCAUCGCAAGCGUCUCGUUCAGCAUUGACCUUGAGAAAUCUCAAGGCAGCACAUCUGCAAGCUUAAAUUAAUUCCUGGCUGGGGAUGAUUUCAAAAGUUGGAGAUUCCCAAGGGUAUUUUCAUUCAUCCCACAGAGAGGAAAUCAUCAGUAAUGGUGUGCCUCGGACGGUCUCACCAUGAUCUGAAGAGGCUAUAGAGCUGACUGCGAUGGAUUUCCCAUCGCAUGGUAGAAAUGGAAACGUAUUUCCAAUUGCUAUCCCUCCCGGAACACAAAGUCCUCACUUUUUUCUACGGUGCUACGGCUUGAAGGGUCAGGAGCAAAGUUGAUGCUGGCUCUUAAUACACACACCAACCCAAAAAAUAAAACCCUCCCACUGGCUGAUGUUUGGUUGUCUCAUGUACAGAUUGGUAAAAAAAGACUGGCGACUCGAAAGUCGCAGGGAGACAUUUGCAGAGACUGCCAUGGCAGGAAGGGUGCUAACAUUGUCGAAACAAAGGCGAUUGACUGGCCUCUUCUACCACAUUUUUGUCUCAGCAAACCAAGCACAGAGAGAAGGGGGCUCCCUUGUAACUUGAAUGUACUCGUAUCCUGAACUAGUUCUUUGGACCCAACCCCCCCAUCUUGUGUUGAACAACUGUCUCUCAGGGACGAGUCAGCCCAACACAGAUGAGAGAAAUUGGCAGCAAAAUGGCGUCCUGGUAACGCUAUCGUCGACGAACAAACAAUAACUGUUUCUGUCCCUCUUUCCGUGUUUGUUUUCGGUAAUGAAUUUCACUUGAUUUGCAGUUUGUCUUUUC
Exophiala mesophila is the source of this 3636-nucleotide messenger RNA. RefSeq lists its product as uncharacterized. Bases 1473 to 2714 code for a protein of 413 amino acids. Lineage: Eukaryota; Fungi; Ascomycota; Eurotiomycetes; Chaetothyriales; Herpotrichiellaceae. Gene Ontology annotation, biological process: mitotic cell cycle phase transition; regulation of cyclin-dependent protein serine/threonine kinase activity. Gene Ontology annotation, cellular component: cyclin-dependent protein kinase holoenzyme complex; centrosome; nucleus. Gene Ontology annotation, molecular function: cyclin-dependent protein serine/threonine kinase regulator activity. The record is from RefSeq and is a predicted model, not a curated record. The transcript has 4 exons.